GAGUCAACGAAGUUCACCUCCUAGAAGCGUACGACAUGCGGACGCCCCAACUUCCCCAGCACCUGAGAUGGACGAGCCUUUUGAAGAUGAAGGACUCUUGGGAGAUGAGCCCUCUCAAGAGGAGAUCGUCAACGAGGAAGAAGGCGACGGCGAAGAACUGUUUGGUGACGAUAUGGAGGCUGAUUAUAGACCCAUGCCAGCAUUAGAUCGUUACGAUCGUGCUUUGAUGGACGACGAUGAAUACUCCGAGCUGUCACAGGGUGAUCGAGUGGCUGCUGAGGCGGCAAUGCGCAAACGAGAUCGUGCGGCUGGUAUCUUCCGGGAUGACAGAGAUCUUUUGUACGAGGAUAGUGACGAAGACGAUGUACAGACUCAAAAGCGCAGACGUGCAGAGAAAGCUGCCACCGGAGAGCUGGAUGAUGCCGAGAUGAUAGAGUCAAUUGAGAAUCUAGAAGACACAAGGGGUCACUCUGUAAAAGAGUGGGUAAUGAUGCUGGGUCCAAAAACUGAAAUAGCAAAUCGUUUUAAAAACUUUUUACGAACAUACGCAGACGGCAAAGGACAUUGCUUGUACAAGGAACGUAUCCGACACAUGUGUGAAAGCAAUCAAUCUAGUUUCGUCGUCGAAUUUCCAGUACUCGCCAGUAAAGAACACGCUCUUGCGUAUUUCCUUCCAGAAGCCCCGUUCCAAAUGCUUGAAAUAUUUGACGGAGUCGCCAAAGAUUUGGUUUUGACUAUUUUCCCGAGUUAUGAGCGAGUAACUGGAGAAAUCCAUGUAAGAAUAUCCGAGCUGCCGCUUAUCGAAGAGCUCCGUACCUUCAGAAAGCUCCAUCUUAAUCAACUGGUACGAACCCUUGGAGUCGUUACAGCUACAACCAGCGUCUUACCUCAGUUAUCUGUCGUCAAGUAUGAUUGUACUAAAUGUGGUUACGUACUUGGACCUUUUGUACAGUCUCAAAACGCCGAAGUAAAGCCUGGAUCUUGUCCCGAGUGUCAGAGUGUUGGUCCAUUUAUAAUUAAUAUGGAACAAACUAUUUACCGUAAUUAUCAGAAAAUAACAAUGCAAGAGUCUCCAGGUAGAAUUCCAGCUGGUCGUAUUCCUCGUAGCAAAGAUUGUAUUUUGUUGUCUGACUUGUGCGACCGUUGUAAGCCUGGUGAUGAAGUUGAUCUAACUGGAAUUUACACUAACAGCUACGACGGAUCAUUAAAUACUGAACAGGGAUUCCCAGUUUUCUCGACUGUACUUCUAGCCAAUCAUGUUGUUAUUAAAGAUUCAAAAGAUAUCGUCGAUUCGCUGACAGAAGAAGAAGUUAAUGAUAUUUUAAAAUUAAGCAAGGAUCACCGUAUUGCUGAUCGUAUUGUCGCAAGUAUAGCUCCUUCAAUUUACGGACAUGAAUUUAUUAAGCGUGCCUUAGCACUUUCGAUUUUUGGUGGUGAAUCCAAGAACCCAGGUAACAAACACAGAAUUCGUGGUGAUAUUAAUGUUCUUCUUUGUGGUGACCCAGGUACAGCAAAGUCUCAAUUUUUGAAGUACACGGAAAAAAUAGCACCUCGUGCAGUUUUUACAACAGGACAGGGAGCAUCAGCUGUCGGUUUAACUGCCUAUGUUUCAAAGUCUGUAGCUACAAGAGAAUGGACUCUUGAAGCUGGUGCCUUGGUACUUGCUGAUCAUGGUGUUUGUCUUAUUGAUGAGUUCGACAAAAUGAACGACCAAGACAGGACCUCAAUCCACGAAGCAAUGGAACAACAAAGUAUUUCUAUUUCCAAAGCAGGUAUUGUAACGUCUCUCCACGCCAGGUGUGCAGUAAUCGCAGCUUCCAAUCCUAUUGGUGGAAGAUACGACGCCAGUAUGACCUUCUCAGAGAAUGUUGAUCUGUCAGAGCCUAUUCUUUCACGUUUUGAUAUUCUCUGCAUUGUAAAAGACGAAGUAGAUCCUAUGCAAGAUCGACAUCUAGCUAAAUUCGUCGUUAAUUCUCACAUUAAAAAUCAUCCUACUAAUGUCGAUAGAGUUUUACCACCAGAGCUAAUUGAUGACACUGCUGCUAAUGACAUUACAAUACCUCAAGAUUUGUUAAAAAAAUACAUUGUUUAUGCGCGUCAAAAUAUUCAUCCAAAACUUACAAAUGUAGAUCAAGACAAAGUCGCUAAAUUGUACAGCCAGUUGAGGCAAGAAAGUUUGGCUACUGGAAGUCUUCCCAUCACUGUGAGACACAUCGAAAGUAUCAUAAGAAUGUCUGAAGCGAGCGCUAAAAUGCAUCUACGUGAUCACGUACGUGAAGACGAUAUAAAUCUUGCCAUCAGAAUGGCACUCGACAGUUUCGUUGAUACACAAAAGUAUUCGGUUAUGAAGAGCAUGCGUCACACAUUCCAAAAGUACUUGAUGUACAAAAAGGAUCACAGCGAAUUACUGUAUUAUAUUUUGCGACAAAUUACACUGGAUACUUUGGCAUUCCAGAAAGCGCUUCAUGGCUCACGUGUCAUGACUAUUGAGGUUUCUGAAAAAGAUCUGUUGGAUAAAGCUAAACAAAUCGAUAUACAUAAUUUAGUGCCUUUUUACGAGAGCGAUGUUUUUAAGAAAAAUAAUUUUGUUUAUGAUUCCAAGAGGAAAGUUAUUGUUCAAACCUUGCCUGAAAUUGUUGAUGAAUAA
Cotesia congregata is the source of this 2647-nucleotide messenger RNA. NCBI's taxonomy places the organism in Eukaryota, Metazoa, Arthropoda, Insecta, Hymenoptera, Braconidae. The record is from the annotation of a GenBank genome assembly.